UUGCGGCUCGGGAAAGGUAAAUUGCGAUUGUUAGCAGGCGCUCGGUUAGCAAGUGUGAGGAAACCACCGGGAAUGGAUGCCGAAACGUCUGACUGGAGCCGACCACAAGUUGUUGGAAUUGACUUUUUCAUGUGGCGUUACGAGCUUUGAUGUCGACUUGUAAAGUCUGGCUUGAUUUUGUGAUGAGGGCACGCGUGGCUUUGUCUUUGGCUUUGAUAUUUGAUUUUGAUUAACGUGUGACAGCAAUGCUGGGGAUUGCUGCGUUCAUGGGCCUCCUGAUGCUGCUGGAAUUCGCGACGUCAGCCCAGCCUGCUGCAGUGCCUCCGCCCACCAACUUGACAGUAUCGUGCCACAAUACCGCGCCCUCUGCACACUGGCGCUUCGACGAGGACAACGAGGUCCACUUCCUGGUCAAUGUGGGCAGCUCAGACCGGCGCCACCUGCAGGACGUGACGGCGCAGCGCAGCUACCGCAACCUGAGCGCUUUGGUGUGGGAGUCACUGGAGAGCGUCAUGGACGUGCACUACGUCAGCGUGGCGGCUGUGACGCGCGACGGACGUUUGUCCAACAUCGCCUCCACCACCUUUACGUACAAUAUCGUCAAGAUGGCCAACGUCAUGUGCAAGCUGGACUUUCCUCCAGCAGACGUGACAGCGAACGAGGGCAGCGUCACUGUCAGCUUCCGCAAUCCGCUGCGCUACUACCCGCAACUGCGCCGCGCCACCACAUGGGACCAAGUCUUUGUGGACAUCACCGCUACGUCUGAUGGCGGAGUCGUGCUGGGUUCCUGCCGUCCGGAUGAGAAUGUUUGCAAGAUGGAUGUGGUGUUCCCGGCUGGUUUCGCCGAGUGCGUCACGCUGACGGGAAGCUUGCGCGACUUCGUGGAACGCACCGUCGUCUUCAGGGAGUCGCCGCGCAUCUGCGUGGAAACGUCGUCCGCACACGUCCUCAUGCUGGGCCUCCAGCUGGGCAUCGCGGCGGCUGUCUUGCUCGUUUGUGUGGCUGUCGUCAUCUGGAAGGUGAGGGCAUGGAGCGUGAAGGCCACCAAGGCACAUCUCCCCGAGUGUCUUUUUCUUAAGGCCGACUUUGCUGCACACUCGGCCGACGUCAAGAGCGGCGGCGGCGGCAAGAAGGGCGCCAGCUGCUGCGCGGUAAACGCCGAAGCCGGCCGGGACGUGCAAAGAUUCCGGCUCAUCUACCAGGGAGACGACGACUUUUCGGGCGUUGCCACGGUGAUGGAAAGCCUUCCCGUCCAUCAAGAGGAGGAAGUGGAAGAGGAAGGACAGGGAGCGGAAGAGGAAGGGCAAGGAUGGCAUGUUGAUGAGGACUUUGUGUCCAAUUAUGACUGUCAACAUGUGAACAUGCCAGUGUAUUUUGGUGGUGGCGAAAGCGUUUGGGGUUACACAGCAAGGUAACAAAAAAAGAAGGAACGACAGACGAACUUUUAUGCUAAAUGGCCACAUUUGAUUUUUCAAGCAGACACAUGGGGCAGCACAUUUAUUUAUAUAGAGUUUUUAAAACAAAUAUGGUUUACCGUUGAUUUACAAGUGCCCCAUUUGUUGAGUUUUGGGGAUUAUGGGCCACCUCAUGGACAUUUAAAAAAAAAAAAAUGUUUUUUAAUUUCUCGGGGGGACCUGCAGAUACGCCACCACUCGAUUCAGUGACGGACCAACCUUUCAACGCUCACUAGGCGACACCCCUUAAAAUGGCACACGGACUACAGUACUGAUUAGUAAUCACACUUUUGAUUUCUUUUGUUUUUAUACAAUUCAGUGCUGUUUAUCUUUACUAAAGACAUAUAACCCCCAAAAUAGAGUGGCGUAAGUUUAUUGGCAUUUCAAAUCAUUGCAUUGGGAAAACAUAAUGUAAUAUACAAGUAAAAGUGAGUUACAAGCUUGAUCAUGGGCUGAAUUCAAUUUAAAUCUAAGAACCAUUGUUUUGAAAUUCUUUGUAAUUUCAUAGUUUGUGUGAAAUGGUUAAUUUAAAUAAAAUCAUGCUUAGCGUUAGUCCUGUCUGCCAGGCUGUUCCCGGGUGGGCCCCUAGGCACGCCCCUCCCCUUCUCAGCUGAGUGGGGUACUCUGCCCCUGUUGUGCUGGCACGGCAAUUCCUACACACUUCUAACAUUUAUUGUGCAUGCGAGACUGUUGUCAAUUUACUUACGUGUCGGCAGACACACACACACCACUGGGACCACUCCCAAAUUGCUCUAAACAUCUCUUGUGAACUUGCUAACUUCUUGAGAUGUUUUUACAUAGCCGGUCCACUACCCUUGUCCAGCUCUCGUCUCGUCCCGUCCUGGCCUACAUCGUCCUGUUCUUCCCUCACAGGUUGGAGCGCUACUUUCCCAUGCAGUGCUCAAAUCGAAUGUGACACUGUCGUAUGCAUAAAAUGUGUUUUUCUUACA
Molecule: messenger RNA, 2404 nt
Organism: Phyllopteryx taeniolatus (common seadragon)
Lineage: Eukaryota; Metazoa; Chordata; Actinopteri; Syngnathiformes; Syngnathidae
Gene: ifngr1
Product: interferon gamma receptor 1
Exons: 5
Coding region: 246-1415 (389 amino acids)
Source: RefSeq, a predicted model, not a curated record